Molecule: messenger RNA, 2215 nt
Organism: Drosophila obscura
Lineage: Eukaryota; Metazoa; Arthropoda; Insecta; Diptera; Drosophilidae
Gene: Tbc1d22
Product: TBC1 domain family member 22B
Exons: 6
Coding region: 80-1723 (547 amino acids)
Biological process (GO): activation of GTPase activity
Molecular function (GO): GTPase activator activity
Source: RefSeq, a predicted model, not a curated record
UCUAGCACUGUUUGUAGAUGCAAAAUAAUGACGCUGACAUCGACGAUUGGAUUAUUUUUGUUAUAAGAGGGGACGUAUAAUGGAUAAUAAUGUAGAACACGCUCCAGAAAAAACGCCAACAGCAACAGUAACAACAGGAGCAGCAGCCGCCGCAGCCGAAGUAAUCAGUGGAACACGCAACGCCGGAGCAACGCCAGUGAACAUCUUGGCUAACAACUCAACCUUUUGGAAAAACAGCGGACGGAGAGUCCCCGGACGGCCCAGUCCCAAACGAGAUCUACCGCCCGAGGUCGUGGCGACAGGUCAUCGCGGUGCCGGCAGUGGCAUGGUGUCCACCUUUCGUGACUAUCAGCAGUCGGUGAGCGAUGCCUGGGACACGGGCGACGACGAGUUCUGCAUCAUCAGCAGCACGGAAGCGGCGGCAGCAGCAGCAGCGGCCGCAGCUGGAGCCGGCGCUGGUAAUUAUGGCACUCGCAUAUCGCGCCAAAUGUCACAAACGGCGGCACUGAAUGUGAUUGAAACGCACUCAAGGAGCAAUCAAAACCACAACACACCAAGGGCCAACGACUGUGGCAGUGCAGACCUGACCUCAAGCACCAGAAGCACCCCGGAAGAGAAUAGGGAAGAGCGCCGGCGAUCGCUGCCAGACAGCAAUGAGAACAGAUCACGUUUGAGAAACUAUCCCGGACGACCGCAACUGCAGAAGAUCAGCUGCAACUCACAAGACGGCGAAUAUGAGACGAAAAUUGAAAAGUUUCAGGUGCUACUCGACUCGCCGCAGUUGGAUCUGGUGGCUCUGAAGAAGCUCAGUUGGUCGGGAGUGCCGCGCAAGAUGCGCGCUGUAAGCUGGCGGCUGCUGUCGAAAUAUCUGCCCCCCUCGAGCGAGCGACGCAUGGCGGUGCUGGAGAGUAAGCGGCAGGGCUAUCACGAUUUGAGACACAACUACUUUAGGGUCGACAGCCAGGACGAGACACAGCAGGAUACGUAUCGUCAGAUACAUAUCGAUGUGCCGCGCAUGAAUCCACAGAUACCGCUCUUCCAGCAACAGCUCGUCCAGGAGAUGUUCGAGCGUGUCCUCUUCAUUUGGGCCAUCCGGCAUCCGGCCUCGGGCUAUGUGCAGGGCAUCAACGAUCUGGUCACCCCCUUUUUUAUUGUGUUUCUGCAGGAGGCAUUGACGCCCAACACAGAUCUCGAGAAAUUCGACAUGUCCACACUGGCGGAGGAGACGCGCAACAUCAUCGAGGCAGAUUCGUUUUGGUGCCUAUCCAAGUUUCUCGACUGCAUACAGGAUAACUAUAUCUUUGCCCAGUUGGGCAUACAGGAGAAGGUCAAUCAACUCAAGGAUCUUAUACAGCGCAUAGACGUUAAUCUGCAUCGUCAUUUACAGACGCAUGGCGUUGACUAUUUGCAAUUCUCAUUUCGUUGGAUGAACAAUUUGCUGACACGCGAACUGCCGCUGCAUUGCACCAUCCGUUUGUGGGACACAUAUCUGGCCGAAUCGGAUGGCUUUGCCCUGUUCCAUUUGUAUGUGUGUGCCGCAUUUCUGCUGCAUUGGAAGGAGCAGCUAAUGCAACAGAAUGAUUUUCAAGGUCUCAUGUUGCUGCUACAAAAUCUGCCAACCCAUAAUUGGUCCGAUCGCCAAAUAAAUGUACUGCUGGCUGAGGCAUUUCGCUUGAAGUUCACCUACGCGGAUGCGCCCAAGCAUUUGGAGACGAAGAGUUGACAAAAGCGACACAAACAAUAUAUAUAUACGUAACAUAGAAAUUAGUUUUACUACAACUUUUUGCGGCAUAUACCUACACACCAUACGCAUACAUACAUACAUACAAUCUAAUAAUUAUAUACAAUUUGUUAUUAGUCCUUCCUUUUGUUCUGUUCUGUUCUUUGUUUGUUUUUCAGUUUCGUGUUUUUUUUUUUGUUUUGUUUUUUGUAGCUUUCCUCCAACCCAUAAAGUAGGCAAAACGUCAAACCAAUUACAUAUUCCGCUUUUUGUACAUAAACAAAUCAAAAUACAAAGUACAAUUUUACACAUUCAACGGCUCCCCGGUCCUGGAAGGAAUUCUUCAAUUGAAAUUUUUGUCUUUUAUAAAAACAAAACAGAAUCAAAAAGGAAGCGAAGAAUUAAAUACGUUUUUUUCCAUAUGACAAACUCAAAUUAGCCUACAAAUAAACAAAAAAGCUACUUGCGUGCAAUCGAGUAGAGUAUCUAAAUUAA